UCACCAAUCUCUUGGUUUUUUCCAGCGACCUUUGGCCAUCAGAGGCACCCUUUAGCCGAAUUUGGCGAAAUUAGCGGAAUUAAGCUCUUUUGACUUCGUUCCAAAUACAGAUCCGGUCAUUUGACAUGGAAAUGGGAGGUGGGUAUCGACCCCAAAGUCAUAGAAUUUCAUUAAACGCUGAUACCCUUUUGGUUAUUAAGCUUCCGGAUCUAAGGUUCCUGCUUGUUUUGUCACGCUCGCUGUUUUUAGCGACGGUGAUUGUCACAUUGCCUUGGAUUAGGUCCGUUCUAACGGGACCUUCAGGUUCGGUUUUUAAUACCAUCGAUUAUCACCAAAAUUCUGGUUCUAUCAAUUUGGAGUACUGGAAUUUGCUUUGGCAAGAUUUUGCUGACGAGGGUCUCAUUAGAAAAGGCGAUAAAGCUCUUAUUUUGAACUCUGCCAUCCAAGGCGUGGCUGAUGGAGGUUCCAUGUUCGUGAACGAUAAUGAGAUUGAUUUGGUGGUGGAACCUGAUUUGGAACGACAAAGUUCCUUACCAGAUGAGGGGUUUGAUUUUGUGUUCGUGUUUGGCUCUCUGGAUUCCAAGUUUGUUGAUCGUGUUGUGAAGAUUGGUGGUGUUAUUGCUAUGCAAUUGGGUGAUGACAUCUCAAGCUAUUAUCAAAAGCAGUCAGACUAUAGAAUUGUGUAUCUUAAGAAAUAUAGUUCAACCAUCUUGGCAAUGAGGAAACUUGGUUCAAACAACCAUUUGUUGGAUUCUUCAGCAAAGCGAAGGCUUUGUCAGCUGACAUUGGAGGCUAGGAAAGCGGCAUUGAAAGGUUUAGAAGAUGUUUUGUUUGAGCCACCUAGAAGAGCUUUGGCUAAAUCACAUGCGUACUUGAGGAAAAUGAAUUUUCUUCCUGAUUUGUUAGGGGAUUCUCUUGAGCACUAUCCCCGUCGAGUUUUCAUUAACGUGGGGUCUUCUGAGGAUAAGAAUGUUGUGAUGAAAUGGUUUGAUAAAAAUUAUCCAAAGAGGAAUCAAGAAUUUGAGUUUUACAGUUUGGAAAUGGGAUUGUCUGGAGGAGAGGGAAGAAGAGUGAGUCCUCGAAUUGAUGUUUCGGAUUGGUUGAUGAAAAAUGCAAGAGAAGAAGAGUAUGUUGUCAUGAAGGCAGAAGCAGAUGCGGUGGAAGAGAUGAUAGCGAGGAGGGCAAUCAGUUUGGUGGAUGAACUGUUUUUGGAGUGCGACAACCAAUGGCAAGAUGGAGGGAAGAAGAAUAAGAAAAAGAAGAAGAGCAAGAGGGCUUAUUGGGAAUGCUUAGCUCUGUACGGAAGGCUGAGGGAUGAGGGAGUUGCAGUACAUCAAUGGUGGGAUUGAGAAAUAAGGCAGGCAUAUAUCCCCCAUGCUCUAUCUUUCUUGGUGAUGUUUAUUCUAUAAUGUGUCCUAUGGUUUUCGUGUUUAGAGUCCAUGUGGGGGAGUCUACAUGUGAUUUCUCCAAAUAAAAGCAUUUUAUUGCUUAGUAGUCUGGCUUGAUGACGUGUAUGCCUUUGGUGUUAUUAUUUCUUUACCUAGGUGUUGCUGUUGAUUGUCAAAUCCUUUUGGUGUUUCUUUUUUGUUUUAUAAGAAUGAAGAUGCACUGUGCAAAACUGCAAAGAAUUAAGUAGUCUUUUCUUCUUCUUUAUGAGAUUUCAAGUGUUCUCCAUAUCUAAAAAUUGU
Theobroma cacao (cacao) is the source of this 1688-nucleotide messenger RNA. RefSeq lists its product as uncharacterized. The record is from RefSeq and is a predicted model, not a curated record. NCBI's taxonomy places the organism in Eukaryota, Viridiplantae, Streptophyta, Magnoliopsida, Malvales, Malvaceae.